AUGGAGAUUCCGCCAGCGGUGCCGGGGGCUUGCUACCGCUGCUGUAAAAGCGGUGGUAAUGACGAAUCGACGCCGAAAAUGCAAGCGAGGGACUCCAAACAGCCAGCAGACUCCUACGUAAUAAUGGUUGACGCAACCACCGUCUCAUUAUUCAUAAAAUGUUUCAGCUCCCUCACGAGAAGAAAGCACUUAAACGCAAGACUACGGCAUGAACAUCUUCUACUGCUAAUAGACACCAAACUGCUAAAUCUAUAUCUGAAUAGAGAGCGUAUACACUAA
Molecule: messenger RNA, 279 nt
Organism: Babesia bigemina
Lineage: Eukaryota; Apicomplexa; Aconoidasida; Piroplasmida; Babesiidae
Exons: 1
Coding region: 1-279 (92 amino acids)
Source: RefSeq, a predicted model, not a curated record